Messenger RNA from Pelmatolapia mariae (spotted tilapia), 2653 nucleotides. RefSeq names its product arylsulfatase B-like. The record is from RefSeq and is a predicted model, not a curated record. The coding region runs from base 209 to 1663 and encodes 484 amino acids. The transcript has 9 exons. Lineage: Eukaryota; Metazoa; Chordata; Actinopteri; Cichliformes; Cichlidae.
AUCUGUGGAACAGGGAAGUGAAAGUUAGCUGCAGUGCGUCGUUCAUUGUUGAUCAGUGUAAUCAUUACACUGACACCUCAUUAGUUACAAUAACUCAUGAACAGCUGGUGCUACUUUACUCUUUCUUGGUUAGCUAAACGCGGCCGUACCGACUUCCUGUUUGACUUUGGCGGAAAAAAACUGUCCCAUUGAGGUGAUAAAUAAGAAGAUGACUGAAGGUAAUGGCAAGGCGGUUUACUGGAUCAUUGCCUCGACUUUCAUAGUAAAUUUAGCUCAAACUUUAGCAGCUGGGGAGCCUCAUGUCGUGUUUAUCCUGGCUGAUGACUUCGGCUGGUACGAUAUCGGCUACCACGGCUCCGAGAUCAGGACGCCAAACCUGGACAAGCUAUCGGCCGGAGGAGUUCGCCUGGAGAACUACUAUGUGCAGCCUCUGUGCACCCCCUCCAGGAACCAGCUCAUGACCGGGAGGUAUCAGAUCCACACCGGUAUGCAGCACCAGAUCAUCUGGCCCUGCCAGCCGUACUGCGUUCCUUUGGAUGAGAAACUGCUGCCUCAGCUCAUGAAGGAGGCGGGGUAUGCCACACACAUGGUCGGCAAGUGGCACCUGGGCAUGUACAAGAAGGACUGCCUGCCCACACGCCGUGGCUUUGACACGUACCUUGGUUACCUGACAGGUGGUGAGGAUUACUUCACUCACUUCCGCUGUUAUCAAAGCCCCUCGCUGAACCUGAGCCGCUGUGCGUUGGACCUUAGAGAUGGGGAAGAGGUCGCCACAGGAUACAAAGGGGUCUAUUCCACUGAGCUGCUGAGCCAGAGGGCCAUCAGCAUCAUUGAGAGACACAACUCUCAAAAGCCACUCUUCAUGUAUGUGGCGCUGCAGGCGGUCCAUGCACCCCUGCAGGUGCCAGAGCGCUACGUGACUCCCUACAGUUUUAUCACAGACACCAAUCGCAGGCUCUACGCCGGCAUGGUGUCAGCUAUGGAUGAGGCGGUGGGCAACAUCACCCUGGCUUUACAGAAAGAGGGACUCUGGAACAAUACGGUCCUUGUGUUCUCAACUGAUAAUGGAGGUCAAACGCUGUCUGGUGGCAGCAACUGGCCUCUGCGAGGGAGGAAGUGGUCACUAUGGGAAGGAGGAAUCCGAGGAGUUGGAUUUGUUGCCAGCCCGUUACUGAAACAGCCGGGUACCGUGAACCGUGAGCUCAUCCACAUCUCCGACUGGCUGCCUACACUUGUUGGCCUGGCAGGAGGAAGCACCACAGGCACGAAGCCGCUGGACGGCUUCGAUGUGUGGAACGCGAUCAGCAAAGGGUUUGCCUCACCCAGACUGGAGCUGCUGCACAACAUCGACCCUCUGUAUAAUGACAUUGCUCCAUGUCCUGGCAGGCAGCGCGAGUUAACUUUGGCUCAGGUGGCCAACUCCGGCUUCAAUGUGUCCAUUCACGCAGCCAUUCGAUCUUCAAAGUGGAAGCUGCUGACUGGGUACCCAGGAUGUGACGUUUGGUUCCCCCGACCUGACGGCAACACCUCCGACUCAAGCUCCUCUGAGGUGGAUCAGCUGAAGCCUGUCAUGCUGUUUAACAUUGAAAAGGAUCCAGAAGAGAGAAAUGAGGUGUCUGCUCAGUUCCCCAAGGGGUUGGUUAUUUUGCAAUGCCAAGGAUGAUACUCAGAGGGGGACUGCUGGGGUCGUAGGAGGGUGAACAGCCAGGUGAGUUGCUGAGGUGAUUAUUUCAGAAGGAACUGGUCAGCUCAAGAGACAGGUAAGUAGUCCUGGUAAGAGAACUGCUCUUCAGCCACACAGGGAAUACCGGGAAGCUACAACAUCAGUUCGCAGGAACGCAGGGGCACAAUAAAUCUCAGAGACAGGCAGAGAAGCUGAGUGCUGGAGGUGGUCCUUGUAUACUGGCUGCUGAUGAGGCUGAUUGGGUUGACAAGACUCCAACACAACCUCGGCCGAAGCACCAGAACAAAAGCAAACCAGUGCAGCACUUUCUGAAUUGUUUGAAAGCACUUCAUAAAUAAACUUUAUUACUUGCAGUACUGUGCAGUAUUUCAUUGGUUCAAAUUGUGGCGCCUGCUGCUAGAGGAGCCAAAACUUUAUCAGAAACUUUCAUGCAAUUUGUGAUAUGCUAAUUAUUGUUCACGUUGAUUUUCUGUUGGAUGUUGUUCAGAUUGGAUCUAUGUAUCCACUUUAAAAAACAUGCACAAUAUAUUCUGUAACUCCAAGCUUUGUAGUUAUAAAAGUAGAUACCCAGGUACAGUUCAAAUAUGGGCUUAUAAUGAAUUAGAACACAGAUUAUGAGAUUUAUCCUGUUUUUAAAAGCUUAAGCUCAGCUCUUGGCUUUAAGAUUUAGCAAUACACUAUGUGCCAUUACAAAUAAAAACGACUUACUGUUUACUUUUUUUCUUUCUUCCUGCAUUGUCACACAGCUUAGUUUACCUUGUAUUUAUUUUGCAAAUAUACCAGAAACAUUCUUACAUUUUCCCACCUUUUUCCCUUAUACUGUGUCCUCCCUGGAAUUAACGCCUUGUCGCAGUGUAUGCUAAGGAAGUACACAGUAAUUUGUGGGCUGCUAUUUAUAGAAAAAACAAAGCCUCUAAAUGUAACUUCUUAAUUGCUGCUUCUCAUACAGGAUUUUGCACUGAACAGACU